Molecule: messenger RNA, 2637 nt
Organism: Xenopus tropicalis (tropical clawed frog)
Lineage: Eukaryota; Metazoa; Chordata; Amphibia; Anura; Pipidae
Gene: znf383
Product: zinc finger protein 383
Exons: 7
Coding region: 439-1800 (453 amino acids)
Biological process (GO): regulation of DNA-templated transcription
Cellular component (GO): nucleus
Source: RefSeq, a predicted model, not a curated record
UAAGCCAAAAUAUGCGGCAUAAAAUAUCAUUAACAAGUAUUUGCCAUUAUAUACCUAUAAAAAUACAAGGAAUGUGCCUUAAUUCUAUAUCUUGUGCUACUUUAAUGAAAUUCCUAACAUUCUUACUUGUACCAGCCAUUCUUUCUACUUCUUAUUUGCUACUUUCCCAGGCUAUUCACGAGAGAAGACAGCAGUCCUACAAGGCUGUUCUUUUGUAUAAUUUUUUGUAUACCAUAAUACACCUUUUGAUUUCUCUCACAGAAGCCCUGUUUUAUAUUACAGAGUGAUCCUCUUAUACAAAUUGUCAAAUUGUGACCCUCCUCCUCUCCAGUGCAAUGCCCAAAUCCAGUAAUUUCAAGACAUUGGCUGCAGUUACAUGGAUGUUGCUAUAUUAAAGAAGUUAAAAAUAAAUUCUAGGGUUAAACAACUCUACUGCGUAUGAAGCCCAAAUCUGAAGGAUUGUUGAGUAUGGAAGAAGAACAGGUGACAAAUGCAGUUUUAAAUUAUGCCUUAGAAAUCAUCCAUCUGCUGACUGGAGAGGAUUAUAACUUAGUGAAGAAACUUGCUUAUAGUGCCUCGAAUAGCAGCAAUAUUUGGAUGUCAAGAAUUCACAACAUAAAGCAGCAAUUGUCUCUUGAGCACUCAGUCAUCAUAGGCAAACAUGACAGGAAUGGGGAAAACAGACUGGUCUCUCAGAUGAUACUGGAACUUGCCCAAAAGAUAAUUCAGGAGCUGACCAAGCAGGUACCUAUAAAGCAUGAUGAUAUUGCAGUUUAUUUCUCCAUGGAGGAAUGGGAGUAUGUAAAAAGCCACAAAGAACAAUACAACAACAUGACAACAGUGGAUAACCAAGCCCACUGCUCUCAUGUGGUUUGCAGUUACAGUAUACCUUCUUGUAUAAACCCAAAGUCAGAUGAAUAUCACAAUGAGGAAAAUCAGGAGCCCGAUACAGUUAAAAAUAUCACAGGGGACCCCAGUCGAGAUCACAUUCUUGAACAGCAUUCGAUUAUUGUGUGUCAAAUUAAAGAGGAGCCAUUUGACAAUUUUUGUACUCAAGAGCAAAUGGUUGCUGAAAAUAUCCACAAAGAAGACUUUCUGCCCAUGAAUGGGGAUAGAGAUUUGGGAGAGGACAAGGAUCCUGAAGAGAAGUGCAGCACCAAAAAACACAAAAAAUAUAAAGCUAAAUCAUGUCAGUGUAAGGUUUGUGGAAAAUGGUUUUGUGACAAAUCACGCCUUGCAAGGCACCUGAAAAUUCACACAGGCGAGAGACCUUUUCCAUGUAAUGUAUGUGGAAAAACAUUUGCUUGUAAGUCACAUGUCUCUGUCCAUCAAAGAAUUCAUACAGGAGAAAAGCCUUAUACUUGUAUGGAGUGUGGAAGGAAGUUUACCAACAACUCACACCUUGUUCUACACAAAGUGGUUCACACUAGAGAGAAACCAUUCACAUGCCCAAAAUGUGGGAAAGGUUUUACAAGGAACUCAAGUCUUGUCAAACACUUGGGAAUUCAUGCAGAUCAGAAGCCACAUGUAUGUAAGGAAUGUGGGAAGAGCUACUGUCAGUAUGCAAAUUUGGUUGUACACCUGAGAUUGCAUUCAGGGGAGAAGCCUUAUGUGUGCAGGCACUGUGGGAGAGGAUUUAUUUGCAAUGCUAGUAUGGUGAGGCACCAAAGAACACAUAUUGAAGGAAAACCAUAUCAUUGUGUCCAGUGUUCCAAGUCUUUCACAGAUAAUUCUUCUCUUAAUAGACACAAAAAGAUACACAAAGAGGAACUUUAUAUUCAGAAUCAUUUCACUCCAUAAACUGACUAUUCUGAUUUGAUAAGCAGUGUUUAACCUUAAGUUUAACCUCAACUUCUAAAUCCUGGUGGCUUGUUACUUGCUAGUUUUUAGUCAGCUUGCUAUUAGGGAAAGAGAAAGACCUUCAGGAAAAGGAUUUUUGGGGAAUGUAAUCUGUUCUCCACUGGGAGGCACCUUAGCUGGUGACUGGACUGCAAGAACAAUAAUAUAGUUGUGAAAUAAAUACUUUUUUUUGCUGCUGAAACCUUUUAAGGCUAAUAUGAAAUUACAUUUUUCAGACCCACUCCAACCUGUCAGCCAGGUCAAAUGUACAGUCCCUCCUCUUAUUGAUCUGGUAGUACCUUACUGAUAUUAACAGUAAACAUGCAAUGUGUUUGGACUCUUCUACAGCUUAGAAAAAGCAUAAGCAGUGAAACAAAAUGUUUUUUUCACCAACUAUACUAUUGCUUUUGCAGCCCAGUCCCCAUCCAAAGUGCAUACAGAUGGAGGACAGACUACAUUCCCCAGAAUUCCCUUUCCUUCAGCUUCUUGAUCCCCUAGCAGCAUGCUAACUGACAUCAGGAAUAUGCACACCCCCAGCACUAAAAAAUAAGUCAAAAGCCUGCAUUAUGUGAGGUAUCAAAAAGUACAAUAAGAUACUUUAAAAGUGAGAUCUUAUAAUCCACUGGGAUUUUGAAAGUCAAUGUAAUUUUUUGGGAUUGUCAAUGGGAGACUUACUAGUCAAGUACUGGCCUGCAUUAUUGGCUAUUUUGGCUUAAAGGGUGAGCUGUUAACAGCUUACUAAGUCUUGCACUGCGUUCUGUGAAAAUAAAUUGUUAAAAUAAAUUAUCCUAAAUGGUG